AUUCCAAAUUCGAACGUCGAACGUACUUUUCACGCCACAGAGAAUGUAACUUUUCAAACAGUGAAGUGUAUUUUUUGGUGCAUUUUGUGUGUGUAAAAAAAAUAGUUUUAAAUUGUUAAAAUCCUGUGAUAUUAGUUUAAGUGAUCCAGUGAAUAAAAGCUGCAAGCAUGGUCGGUGCCCCAGAUGCCAUCAAACCCGCGGAUAAAAUAGACGACUAUUCGCCCCAGCUACACGGCAACCCCAUUUUUACUAUUAGCGAUGAGAAACUGGCAGACACAGGGGUCACGAUGGGGUCUAUAAACAGCAACGGGGACCUCUGCCCGGGGGAUCCGCCGGACAAAAAGAUUACAGAGGCAGACGCCGAGAAACAACCACUAUCUGGCAAAAAGGAGGAAAAAUGGUGGACAACGAUGAUGCAGGUAGCGGUGCCGUUCUUCAUCGCUGGCUGCGGCACCAUCGGAGCCGGUAUCGUUCUGGGUCAUGUCAGGAACUGGGAAGUGUUUUUGAACGUGUCAGCUAUAUUCGUGUUGGUGCCAUCUCUCUCUGGACUUAAAGGUAACCUGGACAUGUGUCUGGCGUCCCGUCUGUCCACGCAGGCCAAUCUCGGGAACAUGACGUCCACGAAGGAAAUUCUGUCCAUGGUCGUCGGAAAUGUGUCGUUAGUGCAGGUACAAGCAAUAGUAGCAGCGACAGUGGUAGCCAUCUUCGCCAUCGUCAUCAACAUCAUCACCGACAAAACCUUCAAUGGGGACUACGUGCUGCUCCUGAUAUCGUCCGCAGUGUUCACCGCGACUACCACUUGUUUUAUACUAGAUUUCGUACUAGUGAUGGUGAUCAUCGGCUCUCACCGUUUUAAGGUGAAUCCUGACAACGUGGCCACGCCGCUAGCGGCCUCUAUCGGUGACAUCGUCAGUAACUCCGUUUUGGCUGUCACUGCGCAGUACAUGUACGAGCAGAUACAAACUUCUCUGUGGCAACCCAUCGUCAUCAUCUGCGUGUACUGCAGCCUGCUCCCCGUCUGGGUGUUCAUUGUGUAUCGCAAUAAACACACAAAGCCUGUCCUCACAACUGGUUGGACUCCUGUCAUCUCCGCGCUCUUCAUCAGUGGAAUUGGUGGUAUCGUCCUCGACCAAGCAGUAGACCGUUUCACGGGCUACGAGGUGUUCCAGCCUAUCGUCAACGGCAUCGGUGGAAACCUGGUCUGCGUGCAAUCAUCCAGGCUGGCGACGCAUCUGCAUCAAACGGCGAUUCCAGGAGUUUUGCCUGAGGGGUCCAGGUUGCUGGAGUGGCCUUGGAAGACGCUGUUCGUUGGAACCGCAGCAGCCAAGGUGGCCCGCAUGCUGCUAGUCCUGGCCGUGUUCGGCCAGAUCAUCUUCAUGAUCGUCGCCGACUGGCUCUACAUGGGCUACGUGUCUAUUGGCUUCGCCUUCGGGAUUACGUAUCUCAUCUGCUCCCUAUUGCAAGUAAUGGUGCUUUUAUACAUGGCCUACGUGCUAAUCCAUCUCAUGUGGAAACGAAAGAAGGAUCCUGACAACGCAGCCAUUCCUUAUUUGACGGCGUUGGGGGAUCUGCUCGGCUCGGUGUUCCUUGGCUUGGCCUUUGUGACUCUAGCUGCCCUUGGGAAUGACUAUGGAGUGGCUUAGGUUAGACUUGUAAUUCGUCAGGACUAUGAUUGUUAAUUUCCAGUGAAUGGAGGCUGUCCAUUUAAUAACUAGAGCUUUUAGGAGCAACGGAUGGAGGUGUAAGUAGAUGCAUAUCGAAAUUGCCUAAAUUGUCAAGUAGUUUGAUGUUUAUACUAUUCUGACAACCUAUUUGAUUAGGUAAGUACGUGCUUUACAUGGGCAAGUCUAAUAUGUAUCGGCAUUUAUUUUUUCUGUUUCCGAUUAUCAUGUUUUUUAUUUUAUUUUAUCCGGUGCUUGAUGUUUCGAAUCCAAAUUCACUCUUCUCUUAUACAGAAGAGUGGGGAAUGUGAGAUUUGUUUUCAGGACUUUUUAGUACGGUCACGGACUUUUAUUGUUAACCUAUUUAGGGUUUUUUUUUACAUUGGAUAUUUUAGUAUAAGUAUUAACAAUCAAAUUAGCUUAAGCCCUAAAUGGCUCAAUCAUUAAAGUCCGUACUGGUUGGACUGUGAAUGUUUUUUACAAGUUUAAAUUUAUAAAUGAAUUGUUUUUAUUAUUUUAUAGUAUACCAAAGCUAUGCUUUAAGGUAUCUGUGCAAUUUUAAUACAUACCGCCAUUUUAGUGUCGUGUUUGUAUUUUAUUUGGAUUUAUUGUAAAUAUUCAGUAUUCAAAUUCAAUAAAAGAGAGUAAAUACAGUAUUUUGCUGAAAAUUGUGAAAUUAUAAAGACAAUUAAAAAUGUAGUUUUAGCGGUGCCAACGUUACUUAUGUAGGUACUUGGAAACGACGAAUAGAUUAGCUAGGUGUGAUAUUUUUAUAAUGUUUUCUGUGGGCAUACUAUAAUAAUAGAAAAAUAGUAUUAGAAAGCAUUUAUAAACAUUAUUACGCAUCAAAUCAAGGAAAAUGUUAUCUCUUAAUUUUUGAUGAUAGAAUAUUUUCAUGAAAUAAUAAAACUUUAGUAACUAGGUAUGUACAAUCGAGUUUAAAAAUAUUGGUGCAUAUAACUUACUCAAAAAUAUGUCCCAUAGUUCUUAAUUCGCUGACAUAAGAGCUAUGUGACAUAUUUUUGAGUAUGAUGUGUGCACCCAUAUUUUUACACUCUACUACAUCCUAAAUUUAUGGUUAGUAUUUAUUUUAUUUUUUAAAUUGCUUUGACAGCAAAUGAAUAAGCUUAUAAGAGUACCAAUUGAGCUUUGUCUAAUGAAGCCUCAUGAAUCAUAACAUCGCAUAUUGUCAAAACGUUUUACAAACUUUAGGCAUGUCACUA
Cydia strobilella is the source of this 2884-nucleotide messenger RNA. RefSeq names its product solute carrier family 41 member 1. Gene Ontology annotation, molecular function: monoatomic cation transmembrane transporter activity. NCBI's taxonomy places the organism in Eukaryota, Metazoa, Arthropoda, Insecta, Lepidoptera, Tortricidae. The coding region runs from base 168 to 1643 and encodes 491 amino acids. The record is from RefSeq and is a predicted model, not a curated record. Gene Ontology annotation, biological process: monoatomic cation transport. The transcript has 12 exons. Gene Ontology annotation, cellular component: plasma membrane.